Molecule: messenger RNA, 1471 nt
Organism: Ostreococcus lucimarinus CCE9901
Lineage: Eukaryota; Viridiplantae; Chlorophyta; Mamiellophyceae; Mamiellales; Bathycoccaceae
Exons: 1
Coding region: 401-1294 (297 amino acids)
Biological process (GO): carbohydrate metabolic process
Cellular component (GO): intracellular anatomical structure
Source: RefSeq, a predicted model, not a curated record
CGUGCGCGCGCAAACGCAAUUGGCGUCGUCGUCGUCGUCGCGUCGUCACACCGCGACGCGCUCGACGCCCGCGCGCGCACGCACGCGCCCGAUCACAACGCUCGAUCGCACCGCCCUCGACAUGCUCGCCGCGCGCCGCGCGCUCGACGCGCGCGCGCACCGAUCGCCGACGACGCAUCCGCGUCAGCGUCGCCAUCGCGGCGACGCGCGGCGACGAAACGACGCGAUGACGCGAUGCGCGCGCGCGAACGACGCGCGGAGAGACGCGCGACGAUGCGCGGUGACGACGGGCGCGACGCGCGCGCCGGCGGGAUCGGCGCUGGACGCGGCGCGGGCGUUCAGUAAUCUCGUGCUGGAUUCUAAAAAGUUCGCGAGCGAGGCGGAGGCGGAGGCGAACGCGAUGGAUUUGGGCCCGCGGGCGGGCGUCGUGAGCUCGUGCGUGCUGCUGUACAGCGUGAAGAGCGGAGGACGCGACGCGGGGGCGGUCGAGGGGGCGAUGGCGGCGAUACCGGGAGGAUUGAACGCGGAGAACGUCGAUUUCGUGGUGGACAAGGCGAAGGCGAAUUUGGCGAGCAUGUGGUCGACGAAGGUGGACGGUCGGGUGAGCGUGGAGCUCGGAUGGUGGUUGGUGAACGACGCGGACGCGUGCGAGAAGAAGGCGAUAGAGAUGCUCGCGCUGUGUGAUGACCUGAAAACGCCGAGGGAUAAGCUGCUGUUUAAGAUUCCGGCGACGUACGCGGGCAUCGAGGCGACGCGAAGGCUCGAGGCGCGCGGCGUGGCGUGUCACGUGUCGCACGUGUACUGUCGCGAGCAAGCGAACGCGGCGAUCGAUGCGGGCGCGUCAGUGGUUCAACUGUACUACUCUCGCUUGAACGCGUGGUACAAGUCCAAAAAAUCGCUCGACGCGAACGCCGAUCCCGGGUACGAGCUCGCGCGAGACGCCUUGGCGCGCGCCAAAGCCGCCGGCGGAAAGACGAAAAUCAUGGUGGCCAGUUUAGCGAACGUCGACGCCGUCAAGCGCGUUUUGGGAGCGGACUACUUGUUAGUGGGCCAACGCAUCAUCGACGAGCUGGCGAACACGCCCGCGAGUGAUCUUGGGGAAACAAUCAUCUCCGACGCCGCGAGCGUCGCGGUGGGCGCCCCGGCGCGCCUCGACGAAGCCGCGUACCGCGCGGCGUGCGACGCGUCCCCAGCUUCGGAAGAGCUCGAGAUCGCGCUCAAGCGCAACGCUGCGAGUGACUCUGAACUGAUCGAUUACAUCAACGAGCACAAAGGCGGCGGCGGGAACGCGUAAAAUUUUGGCCAGUCGGGCUUCUCGGCGUCCUCGUCAGCGCGUCGCCCACCGCCGAGCGAGUUCGACUUUCCCGCGAUCGAUCGUCGACGCCGUUCGACGUCGACGACGCGCGCGCGCGCGAUCCACGAUCCGCGUCACGAUCUGCGCUUUGUAACGAAUAACGAUGACUUUACGACG